AUGGCGAAGGAGGGACAGGGCUGGAGAGAGGGCUGGGCUGGAGAGAGGGCUGGGCUGGAGAGAGGGCUGGGCUGGAGAGAGGGCUGGGCUGGAGAGAGGACAGGGCUGGAGAGAGGACAGGGCUGGAGAGAGGACAGGGCUGGAGAGAGGGCUGGGCUGGAGAGAGGGCUGGGCUGGAGAGAGGGCUGGGCUGGAGAGAGGGCUGGGCUGGAGCUGGGUUAUUUGUGUUAUUAUCCUCAAUUAAAUGUAUAGGGCCAUGUAAUCUGCUUAGACUUUAGCACUAGUUAUAGCAAGAGAUCACUGGUCACUUCAAAUAGUGAGGAAAGACUAAGUGUGCCACAUAAUGUGAUUUACACACGAUGGCUUACACUGUAAAAGCACCAGGGCUGUCCCCGACAAACAAACAAAAAUCUUGGUCGAUCGAGAGUCGAAUAUACACCCAUCGUAUGCGUUUUAAUCAAAUCAACUAUAUGCACUGAGCUUGUCUGAUGCUUUUAAGCGCAGUUUGAUAAAAUAAUUAAGAUACACAAAUGACAAGAGGGAGUUCGACCGUGAUUGAUUUGAUUGUGCUCAGACUUGCUGCGCUGUGUUAAAAAAAAUAUGACAGCGAGUGACUAUGUGACUAGCACCCGUUGACGCUCUCUCCUCCAUGCUGCAGUGACCACUGCAGAACUUCAGCAUUGUUUAUCACGCUGUCCAUGUUGCUGAACCUGCAACAUAAUUAAAGCCAUUUCUGACUGAAAAGUUCUGUUACCGAAAUCCCUCAUUUGUUUAGGAAAAACAUUCCCUAUUCCCUCAACCCUUACUCUCUUUACGUGACACAUGUAUGCAUUGCAUGCACGUGACCAAUAGGGCCUGACCUAUAGCAUAUCAUAAUCACAUCAAUAAAUUGGUUGUAUCAAACUCUGAACACAUAUGACACAAAUGGAUGCAGAGGAUGUGACAAAUAAACUCGAAAUGGGGGAAUGUUUACUCGUUGCUCAGGAGGUAAAGGGGAAGUCGGAUGUGCAGAACAAAUUUGAAUAGUUGUGGAAAAUACUAGAAAUCAAGAAAAAGAAGGUAAGGAGUAAGCGCUGCGUCAUAUUAUGUGUGCCAAACAGGUGCUGUUAGAUUACAAUAUCAUUUUUCUGACCAUUUGGAACAAUGUAAACAACACUAAAAUUAUAAGCGUACCAGAGAGUCUGUUGUAACGUUUUUUUUUCUUUUUUCUGUAAAGCCUUUAUUACAGCAAAGACUAAAAACAUUCACAUUCAUUCGUGAAUGCAAUUUCCAAAAAGGUGCGGUUUUAUUUAUUGUUUAUGCUAAUUAUUCAAGGGUCGUUUUAUUUGAUUUUAAAACGAAAAUGCUUGGUUGCAUUUCAAAUCAUGAAUGACUCAUAUGCUGUGUGAUUACAGGAACGAAUGAAUGAUUGAUUGAUUGAUUGAUUGAUUGAUAGAGUAGCCUAUAUAAGUAUUGAAAUAUAGGCUUAAGUAAGUUAUGGUAUUAAGACUAAACAGGAUGUGCUCUUUGGCCUACAGCUCGAUGGUGGUUAUCCAAGGCUGCUAUACUAAGCCUACUAAUGAUAAUGUCAUUACUUAUUAUUAUAAUGAUGAUCAUAAUAGUAAAAAUAACAAUAAAAGGAGGGUUAUUAUAAAUAAAAAAAUUCGGACAAUUUGGAAGAGUGUAAACAACACUAAAUAAAUUUAAGAUGGUCCUCUGUAGCUCAGCUGGUAGAGCACGGCGCUUGUAACGCCAAGGUAGUGGGUUCGAUCCCCGGGACCACCCAUACACAAAAAUGUAUGCACGCAUGACUGUAAGUCGCUUUGGAUAAAAGCGUCUGCUAAAUGGCAUAUUAUUAUUAUUUAUUAUUAUAAGUAAUACCAGAGAGGCUGUUUUAACGUGUAAAGCCUUUAUUACAGCAUAGCAAAGAUUUAAAAACAGCCGAAUUUGUGAAAUUGUUUAUCCGACAUGUUGUGGUUGCUGAGGCUUGGUACUCACGGAAUCAAUAGGCUAUUAAACAAACACUCAAACAGAAGCAGGAUCUGUCUUAUUUCCGUAAUUAUAUAUAUGGAUGAUUUAUAGAGUCAGGUACAUUGAUUAUAGACCUGAUUAAGUUGGCGUUUCCGCUCUCCUCACUUUUCUUAAACAAUUAAGGCAAGUGCUGUUUUCUCUUCUCCUAACUCCGCUGCUGCCUCUGCCGCAUUGUUCUCAACACCAUUAUGCUGGUUAACUUUGCUAUUAUGCACAUACUGUAGCAACAUGGUCUAGGAAAAGGCACCAAUUCAACAGCGCACUGAUGUUUCAGGACAGCGACCGCUAUCCAACGCGGGAGAAAGCACAUUUGUUAUAAAAUAAUAUUAUUUUGUAUUAGUGUUGCACCAUUGUUCCUACGUAAUAUAACUAUAUACAAUUUCAGUAGCACAUGUCUUAGUGAUGGACUGUGCCAUCCCCACGGCUUCCACAAUGGAUCAGUCCACUCAGACAGGCGCAAAUCAGACAGGUGUCUUAUACACCAUGAAAUAUUUUGGUUUUGCUACUGCUCGACUAAAAUCUUGGUCGACCAAACAAUCGACCAGUCGACUAAAGGGGGUCAGCCCUAAAAAGCACUCUCUUGUCUUUGUAGAAAUUGUUUUUCCUGGUGACUUGAAAUGGUCAGGCUGGCCAUCAAUAAUGUGCUCUCCAUUUCUAACCCUCGUCUCUUCCUCCCCUGGUCCACAGAGAAGAAGGAGGUGACUCAGAGUCUGGAGAACUACACGUCUAAAUGUCCAGGAGGAAUGGAGGUUCUCACCCUGCCUGAUGGACUCAAACUGCCCCCUGUACCCUUCACCAAGCUACCCAUAAUCAGGUACGUCAGUCAAUCAAUCAUAUUUAUAAAGCUCUUUUUCAUCAACUGUUGUUAGGCAAGUCAGUCAAACGCUGUGAGUGCUCUGGGUCGUGAUCAUUAGGCACAAAAUGGAAGAAAACGCUUUGAAACGGAGAGAAAUGGGGGCGUACGAUCUGACCUUGUCCAAUAAGAAACGCUAGUUUUCCAUUGCAAAAUGCUUUGCUGCGGUGUGCCCUAAUGAACACAACCCUGCUGUCUGAACUCGUAUUCUGAUUGAUCUAAUCAAUGUACCAAUGAGCUCGUCAUAGUUACGACACUGUUCUAACAUCGUGUAACUGCUACUCUGAGUGGCGUGAUUAAUCAAUAGACAAAAUGUCCUCCCUCUCAACAAUGUCAGGUAUUUGUGACGGUGGUGUAAUGAUUGAAAUGUAGCUGUUGUCCUCCCUCCUCCCCCCCUGGCCCAGAACACAGAGUUAUAGCUGUUUGAGAUCUAAGUGCACAUUUUACAUGACACUGAUUUACAGAAGCAUCUACUUGUAAAUGUAUUUAUGGUGAAAUAUGACUUGUUUAUGUUUCAGUAAAAGUCAGUCAUAUAAACAGAAAUGAACACCACUGUUAAAUAGGCCUGGCUUGGCUAGUCUGGGGCUCUUUUAAAUAUUAGGCCUGGCUUGGCUAGUCUGGGGGCUGUUUUUGCAACACCAUGUUUAGUGGUCCAUGCUUGGCUGUUGAAAAGAGCUGAAGCUUUGUGCUUUUUGGUCGAAGGAGUUGGUCAAUUGUUUCUGUUUGAGUUGGCCAUUUUUUAUUGAUACAUUCUGAGUGAAUUUCUUUUAUUUAGCCAGGUUAGUUAUUGAGAAGAAAAUAGUAUUGUGCACUUUUAAAAGGCAGCUUAGUGUUUAGGUUACAGUACGUUCACUCAAAACACCACUCAGAAUGCUGUCUAUCUUUUAUAUGAACUUUUUCUCCCUGUUUUCUAUCUUCUCCGUAUCCAUCUCCCCCUCUUUCUGUGGUGGCAGUGCCAUUAGUAGGGCCAGGAGAGAUGGAGGACAAUCUGUACAGUUCAUGUGUGAGUGUGGAGAUAGGUGAAUGUCUGGCUACUCAGAGAGGUGAUAAGUGCUGUGUCCACUAGCUCCAAUUCACACCUCCAGAAUGCUUUGCUCAUUAAAUGGCCUGGGCUAAGAAUCUCAGGAUGAAAUUCACCAAUUCUACUGGAUUUAUGUUCUGCUGCCAUGUGAUUGGCAGAGGUGUGUGUGUGUGUGUGUGUGUGUGUGUGUGUGAUUGGCUCAGGUCACCAUGCCAAAAGCCACCUCAUUUUCUCUCUCAGGACCUUUAAUGGAGAUGGCUGUUGAGAUAAAAGAAACUAUUUAUCUUUCUCUCUGCCUCCUUCGCUCCUUCGCCAUCUCCCGUCCCUUGACAAACGUCUUGACAAACGAUCUGGCCUUAAUGGCCACAUGUACUCUUAAAUCUCCACCCCGGCACAGCCAGAAGAGGACUGGCCACCCCAUCAGAUCCUGGUUUCUCUCUAGGUUUUCUUACCCACCCCGGCACAGCCAGAAGAGGACUGGCCACCCCUCAGAUCCUGGUUUCUCUCUAGGUUUUCUUACCCACCCCGGCACAGCCAGAAGAGGACUGGCCACCCCUCAGAUCCUGGUUUCUCUCUAGGUUUUCUUACCCACCCCGGCACAGCCAGAAGAGGACUGGCCACCCCUCAGAUCCUGGUUUCUCUCUAGGUUUUCUUACCCACCCCGGCACAGCCAGAAGAGGACUGGCCACCCCUCAGAUCCUGGUUUCUCUCUAGGUUUUCUUACUAGGUCCCUGCCUUUUAGGGAGUUUUUCCUAGCCACUGUGCUUCUGCAUCUGCAUUGCUUGUUCUUUAGGGUUUUAGGCUGGGUAUCUGUAAAGCACUUUGUGACAACUGCUGAUGUAAGAAGGUUCUUUAUAAAACAAAUUUGAUUGAUUAAUUGGUUCUCCCCUCCUACAGAUCUGUGAAGCUGCUGGACCUGCCCAUCAGCCUGCGCCCCCACAAACAGAAAGGCCUUCUGGGAAACAACAUGUCCACUAAGAGUCCCUUCAUCUACUCUCCCAUCAUUAUGCACAACAGAGGAGAGGAGCGCAACAAGAAGAUA
Molecule: messenger RNA, 4926 nt
Organism: Coregonus sp. 'balchen'
Lineage: Eukaryota; Metazoa; Chordata; Actinopteri; Salmoniformes; Salmonidae
Source: the annotation of a GenBank genome assembly